AUGCUGCACGUGCUGGCCUCGCUGCCCUUGCUGCUCCUGCUGGCGAUGCCUGCUCCAACCCACGCCUGGUCGCGACCCCUCUGGUACCAGGUGGGGCUGGACUUGCAGCCCUGGGGGUGUCAGCCAAAGAGCGUGGAGGGCUGUAGGGGUGGCCUGAGCUGUCCUGGUUACUGGCUGGGCCCUGGAGCAAGCCGCAUCUACCCUGUGGCUGGGGUCAUGAUCACCACCACCAUGCUGAUGAUCUGCCGCAAGAUACUGCAGGGGCGGCGGUGCUCACAGGCCACCAAGGGUGAGCAUCCGCAGGUGACCACUGAGCCCUGCGGACCCUGGAAACGGCGGGCCCCAAUCUCAGACCACACCCUGCUCCGUGGGGUCCUGCACAUGCUGGAUGCCCUCCUGGUCCACAUCGAAGGCCACCUACAUCAUCUAGCCACCCAGCGGCAAAUCCAAAUAAAGGGGACUUCCGCCCAGAGUGGGUGACCAAACAUGUGCCUCUCUCUGCCUGACAGCCUGGGGUCCUGGGCCAGGUCUGCUCUCUCCAGGCCUAUCUGGACCGUGUGUCCCUUUUCUACUUUUAAAGCCAGCUGACUUGGUGUCCAGGACAGGCGGGCAGGUGGGGCACAGGCUGGCUCACACUGCUCCAUUGCCCCCACCAACUGACUUUUCCUCCCUAAGGAUCCCUCCUGGAGACACAACUGCUCCUCUGGGCUGGGUGUGGUGGCUUACACCUGUAAUCCCAGCGCUUUGAGAGGCCAAGAUGGGAG
Chlorocebus sabaeus (green monkey) is the source of this 764-nucleotide messenger RNA. RefSeq names its product transmembrane protein 89 (gene TMEM89). The record is from RefSeq and is a predicted model, not a curated record. NCBI's taxonomy places the organism in Eukaryota, Metazoa, Chordata, Mammalia, Primates, Cercopithecidae.